UGAAAACAUUGAAUGAAAGUCAGCGGACUGCAGCCUCAAACACAUCCCCCCGCGUCCCGAUCUGACUGGGCAGGUGUAAAUACGGGCUGACACAUCACCGACAAGCCAUUGGCUGACGGUAUUUGUGUGAAAAAGCAGAGGGCUUUGGCGGCGGAGCGGAGAUGCAGCGGGUCGCGGCGCGGCUGGUGGCCGGGCUGCUCGCAGCGGCGCUGGGGCUGCUGCAGGCGGACGGCGGGGAGACCGGCCUCGCAGAGCGGGUCAUCUGGGCCGUGAACGCCGGCGGGGAGUCGCAUGUGGACGUGCACGGCAUUCACUUCAAAAAGGACCCGCUGGAGGGGAAACUGGGGAAAGCAUCUGAUUAUGGGGUGCGUCUGCCGAUACUACGCUCCAGUCCAGAGGACCAGAUCUUGUACCAGACAGAGCGCUAUAAUGAAGACACUUUUGGAUACGAUAUUCCCAUUCGUGAUGAAGGAGACUAUAUAUUAGUCCUGAAAUUUUCAGAGGUUUACUUUGCACAGUCGCAGCAAAAGGUGUUUGAUGUCCGCCUUAAUGGCCACGUAGUGGUAAGGGACCUGGAUAUCUUUGAUCAAGUGGGUCACAGUACUGCUCACGAUGAAAUCGUGCCCUUCUCUAUUAGACGAGGGAAGCUGAGCGUGCAGGGAGAGGUGUCCACUUUCAACGGCAAGCUCACGGUGGAGUUUGUAAAGGGUUACUAUGACAACCCCAAGGUCUGCGCUCUCUAUGUUAUGAAGGGGACUUUAGAAGACGUGCCAAAGCUGCAGCCACACCCUGGUUUGGAGAAACCAGAGGAAGAGGAGGUAGAUGAAGAAGAACCUGAAGGAGGCGAGGAAGGCGGGAAGAAAAAGGUCUCGGCGGCCUCUAAGCCCCGGGUCCAGUCGGGCCCACGAACACCGAACCCUUACGCCGCUGACAACAGCAGCCUCAUGUUCCCCAUCCUGGUGGCGUUCGGGGUCUUUAUCCCCACACUGUUCUGCCUCUGCCGGCUGUGAGCUCCAACUGACAGCUGUAGAGGGGUCGCCAGGAGCUUUGAGACGGACUUUGAGGGGGAACUUUGACUUUGAGAGAGCGGGGGAGAACGGGGGCAGAAGAGGUUCAAGGUGGCAACAGCAGGACGGGUUACAGCAAACACCACGGUGAGACGGCUGACGGCUCGGGCAGAAUCAGGACAACGCAGGAGGAAAAACAGCCGCGUACUCUUUGGAAAGCCACUGCCAGAUGAAACAAACGCUGCUGUUGUGAGAAAAAGAUGUUUGAAGUGUGUGCUGUGGGCUUCUUUGAAUGUGUUUCGCAUCCACCUCUGCUGACCCUUUUUGAACAUUGUUAGUCAUUUCCACUCGGAGGCUGGGCACCAUUUACAGAUGCCCGCGUUUAUGAGUUGAAACAACAUUUCUGCAGCUAAGAGAUGCUCAGGAGGGAUUGGUCAGGGCCCGUGUUUUAUAGAAAACCUUUUUUUUUUUUUCCUUUAUUUUUUUUUAACUGGGUGUAGCAAGGAAGCACUCUCUCUAUUCAACACUCCUGCUCAGCAUUUGGUCAGAAACGCUCACUUUAGAUUGAACAUGGUGCUGCUCUGAAAUGGGUUAAAGAAACCACGUGUGAGUUCAUGGGUAAUGAAAGCAUUUUCCGUUUUGAAACUUUUGUUCCUCUCAUUUUGGACACGUUUGUCUUUCUUUUCCGUCAGAUCUGUUGGCGUCUCGUUGGCGUGCCGCUGCCGGCUUAACGUAAAAUGGUUUAAAAAACAAAAACAGAAGCUCUGUGGCUGGCGGGUCGUCCGUCGGGUCACCUUAGAUCAAACGUACAGUUGGUCGGGCGUCACAGAUGCGUUGGUAUGUGUGGGGAUCAGGAAAAGCCUCUGGCGUCGUUUCCUCAUAACGAUUCAGGACCAUAACAACAACUACAACAGGUUUAAAGCCAUUUUUAGUCUUUCCUUCUGAGGAUGGAUCCAUUUUGUAAUUCACAUUUGUAUUUAGAGGGAGGCAACAUUUGUGCUGUGAAAUGCUUACUCUCCAGUAAGGAUCAUUGUAUUACUGUAUUUUAAAAGAUUUCUGCCUUCUUUUUUUUCCCCUUUUUUUUUUUUUUUUAAGAUUCAUACUUUUUUUUUUUUUUUUUUUUUUUCUUGCAAGCUUGCCUUCUUGUUUCACCAAAGAAUGCCUUUUUAUUUUAGUAUAAAAAUGGAAAACUCGUUUGCCUGAUUAUUAGAGGAAUGGCUCAUGAAUUACAUUUUCUGUUGGCUUCUGUGGUUGGAGGUAGACGCGCUGCAUCAGGUGGAAAAGUCCAUUUUUAUUGAAAAGUUAACAGACUUAUGAUUUAGUGAUUGUAUAGUUUUGUCUUUGAUAUCCCAAAAAUGAGUUAAUCAUUUUUUUCUCCUGUUUUUUUUAUUUUAUUUUUAUCUUUAAUGAGUGUUUGAGUUAAAGAAAACCACGCAUUAGUGUGUCGACUGCGAUGGGCCGUGACUUCUGCUCUCUCAUGCUCUGCUCCACUUCAACAGUAAUGAAAUAAACGGUUAGCCGGUUAAUGCACAUGUUCCACAACCCUCCCCAGCUGUUUUGUCUGUGCCACAUGUUCGUCCACAUGCAGCUAAAGGUCAGAAAGCACAACCUUAGUCCAAGUAGAAAAUGAGAAAUUUACCUUCAGUUUAGCAUUUUUCUUCUGUUCUGUCUCACUCUUUUCAGCUGUGCAUUUUGUUUUUUAAUUUUAGACAAAGAUUUCGGAUGGUGAAAGACUUCUGCAUCUGGAGUGAAAACAUCUUUGUCCCUCGUGUGUUGAUCGAGGGUUUGUGAAACCCGCUGUGUCUAUAUCAAGGUUGCCUCCCUUAAGUGCUUAGCUCUAUACUCCGAUGAGGAUUUUUCAAAUUUUGCCUGUUUCACAAACGCGUCUUAACGUCCCCGGUCCCGCCCGUCCCUCAGUUCUGGGGACUUUCACAACAACAGUACCUGGAAAAACAAACCUGAUCAUUCAAGUGCUGUGGAAAACCUUCCUCUCUACUUGACUCUCCUUUUCCAGUUUGACAUUUUGCAAGACAUUUGUGCCAGAAAAUAUUUUUGUAACUUUAUGAGUUCAGCCUUUUUUUUCUUUUUUUUUUUUUUCCCCUGUAAACACAACUCAUAUUAAAGUCAUAAGCACCUCCUUGCUUUGGUCUGAAUAGAUGCAAAAAUUAGUGAAGUACCAAAGCAUGACCACCCGCCCCUCUACAAGUCUAAACAGUUGCGUGUGUAUGUAUAUGUGGUAUUAAAAAAGAAAAAACUAAAAAAAAAAAAAAAAAAAGAUUUCAUGUGACAUCAGUUUUGCUUUCAUCAGUUUUGUGUUGUAGCCAAGCUGUUUGGGUUUUUUUAAAUAUCCUCACAUGAAAGACUGUGUGGCCUUUCUCUCUGGAGAGAGAUGCAGAGGUACAGAGUAAGUCUCUUUUUCUUCUCUUUUUUUUUUUUUUUUUUUUUUUUUUAAAUAUAAAAGUAGCCAUAGUUGCUGGCCGUCACAAAGUCAAAUAAAUGAGAUCUCUGUCUGAAAACUAUGAGAUCUUCCAUUUUUAUUAUAUAUAAGUUAAAUCAGAGUGGGGCUAAUCUGGAGAUGUUUUAUAAUCUGCUUGAUUUGUGCAAGUUUAUUUCCUCAGGAUCUGUAAUGAGUUUUAAAAAGGUGAUGUUGGUGUGACAUUUUGCACUGCCUCGUGUUUUCUGAUGUUUUUUUUUUCCUUUUUUUUGUCUUUGCUGCCUUGAUUUAUUGAAUACAUUGUUCUUCAUCCUCAUUUGCCUUGAUUGCUCUUUUUUCUUAAUCGUAUACGUCAAAGCAGACCGUUUUGGGGUUUGUUUUUUGUUGAUUUUUUUUUUUUUUUUUUUUUUUUUUUUAAACAUUUUUCCUUUUAUUUCAAAUCGAAUGGCUCUCAAGAGUAAAAGUUCUGGCGCUGACCCCGGCUUUUGAAAGGUCUGCAAGAAUUAGAUACUGUUUUGUUUGUAUUUUUGUUGUUUUUUUUAAUUACUGUAAUCCCUCCUGAACUCUGUCCAUCAAUAGAACUGAUUGGAAUGAAGAUCUAUGUUGUGUGCAAGUGUGGUGUUUUGUUUUUUCUACCCCACAUGUAAGAACCAAAGACUUGCCAUCAUUUCAUCUAAAUUUGACCGAUUUCUUACACAGCGCCUUAUAGGCCUUCAUUUUGUUUUUUCCCCCCCUUUACCCUCUUAAUAAGACAAAAAAAAGUCAUCAGAUUUAGCACAAAUCCCCUUUCCUUUGCCAAAACACGCAAAUAGUGCUUAAUAAAGUAUUUACAGUACUUUUACCCCCUCCCUCCCCUGAAGUAACUGAAGAUGAUUGAAGAUUUAUUCAAACUGAGACAUAUUUGAGCAGCAAACCAUCCUCCGGCUCAUCCGUCGCCACGGCAGCAGACCCCGCGUGGUCGUGAGACGGUGAGUGUGAGCUUUGGUGCGUCCUGUCAUGCUGUGGGUCCACGUGUGCUGGAUCCGUCCCUGCUCUUUUGAGGGCUGAAGGCAGCGGCUGAUGGAAUGAGAAAUAUUAGCGAGACCCCUGAUCUUCUGACUCAGAUGUGGCAUAUUUCUGCAAAGUUGGGAAAUGCUGAUUAAUGCUGUCUCUUUUUAAUAAAUGUGCUAUUUUAUCA
Cololabis saira (Pacific saury) is the source of this 4618-nucleotide messenger RNA. Its product is annotated as malectin-like. Bases 162 to 1010 code for a protein of 282 amino acids. Gene Ontology annotation, cellular component: membrane. The record is from RefSeq and is a predicted model, not a curated record. NCBI's taxonomy places the organism in Eukaryota, Metazoa, Chordata, Actinopteri, Beloniformes, Belonidae. The transcript has 6 exons. Gene Ontology annotation, molecular function: carbohydrate binding.